Molecule: messenger RNA, 756 nt
Organism: Paramecium pentaurelia
Lineage: Eukaryota; Ciliophora; Oligohymenophorea; Peniculida; Parameciidae
Source: the annotation of a GenBank genome assembly
AUGGAAGUAUUGUGUUAUAAGUAUUUUUAGCAAUUUAUAAUGAACCUUGAUGAUACAGAUUGUAAUUCUAUAUAAAUUUAUAAUAUAGUUAAGACUCCAUAAAAAUAACAAUCAUUCAAAUCACCCAAUACUUAUAUUAAACAAAGUUCACCUAAGAAACUCAAAGAAGAAUUCAAAAAAAAUAAGAUCAUAAAGAAAUUAGAAUUUAAUGAUGAUUAGAUAGUAAUUAAAUAAGAUGGAAUACUUGGAAGAAGCAAACGUAUCAUACCUAAAGAAAACAAAGGUAAUAAUAAACUAAUAAUUUAGUGAAUUCAACCUAUACUUUGGGUCUAUUAAAUUCCAUAGAACUAAAUUAAAAUAAUGUUAUAAUUAAUAAAUUAGUGAAACCUAAUGAUGAUGAUUUAUUUAAUCUCUACAAAGUUGAUAAUAUAGUGUGCAAAUGUAGAAAAUCAAAAUGCAUUAAAAACUAUUGUAUUUGCAGUGCCAAUAAUCAAGAAUGUACAUUCAAAUGUGAAUGUUAUAAUUGUUCAAACAAAUUGCCUAAAUCAGCUGUCUCAAAAUAAUCUGGAUCUGAAUUUCUGGGAUGCAAUUGCAGAAGAUAAGAGUAUUCAUUUUUAAUUAAUUCCUAGUUGCUCAAAAGGAUAUUGUGAAUGUCAAAAAAGAAAAACCAAAUGCACAUCCAAAUGUAGUUGUUGUGAUGAAUGCAAAAAUUCUAAUAUUUAACCUUUACCCUUUUCUUUAGAUGGCUUAAUCUGA